Nicotiana tabacum (common tobacco) is the source of this 988-nucleotide messenger RNA. RefSeq lists its product as uncharacterized. The record is from RefSeq and is a predicted model, not a curated record. NCBI's taxonomy places the organism in Eukaryota, Viridiplantae, Streptophyta, Magnoliopsida, Solanales, Solanaceae.
AAUUUUCAAUAUGUCAUAUAUAAAUUUAAAUUAUAGAAACAACUACCUUCUACUUAUUGCCUUGUUAUAAAUAUAUAUUGUGCUUCCAUUCUUUCCUUUUCUUCAAAUGCCUCCUCUCUUCUUGGUCUAAUUCCAGGACCCUUACAAAUGGCAACUUUUGGUGCUUUAGGUAUUGGUUUGAGUUUCCUUUUAGGUUGUAUGUUGAUGGGAUUUGUUGCAGAGUUGUACUACUUAUUGUGGGUGAAAAAAGGAAUAUCAAAAAGACCAACAGAGGAUCAAUACACUACCUAUCCCACUGAGCUUUCUUCCAUUUUCUGUUGGAAGAGAUCAAAUUCUAUAAGACAAAAUGGUACUCAAAAAGUUACCACAAUUGCAAGAAAUCAAGAAAUUAAUGGUCAAGAUCAAGACUUAGAGCUAGGGACCAACAAUGAUUUGUUGCUGAAAGGCUAUGGUGAAGAUGAUGUAGAGUCGUCGUCCCAUCAGGAAGACUACUCUAUAAAAUUGGAACGAUACACAGAAGAUAACGCGGAGUUAGAGCUGAUGAGGGUCCAUAAUCUUAGGUUUCUCUUCACUAUUAAAGAGGAAACAAAAGAGGAUUUGGAAUCUGAUGAUGGAAAAUCUAGAGGCGAUAGAAGUAGAAAAGGUUCAAGAACCAGAAGCUUUAGUGACCUUACCCUUGUUCUUACUCCGUUAUCCUCACCACCCGUUAAAUCUCAAUCUCUUGAUUCAUACAACAACCAAGAAUUCAAGUUCAACCCUCUCUUUGAAUCUGAAAUUGAUAGUCUAAAAUCUUCACCCCCUCCUAAGUUCAAGUUCUUGAGGGAUGCUGAGGAGAAACUUAUAAGAAAAGUCCUUAGAAAUGGGGUUAAUUCUUUUCAGGAUUCUAUAAUGAAAUUACCUUCUUCAAGUUCAUUUUAGUUCAGAUAGAAAAAUAGAAAUUUGCUUGUAAAAUUUCUGGAUUCUUAGUUUUUUUUUUUUUUUUCCUUUU